CAGUUUAGUUUCAAACCAAAUUUCACAGUCGUUGAUAAAUGUCAACAAAGUUAUAGAUUAUCGAGCAUGUAAAAAAGUUAUUUAACAAUUAAGUAAUUUCAAUUCAUAUAUAAAUAACGAAAAUGAGCGUACCUCUACCCCCCGGCGCCGGUCUAGAAAGCAUCGACGGAGAACAAAUUAAGACAUUCAAAGACUUUUUAAUAUCAUAUAAUAAAUUAACUGAACUGUGUUUCACCGAUUGCGUCUCAGAUUUUACUUCAAGGAAUAUUAAGGGAAAAGAAGACAAAUGUGCUCAGAACUGUUUAGAAAAAUUCCUGAAAGUUAACCAAAGAAUUUCUCAACGUUUUCAAGAAUUCCAAAUUUUAGCUAACGAGAAUGCAAUGGCUGCUGCUCAAAAAAUGGGCGCUAGUUAAAAUGCAUAGUCAGUUAUUUUAGUCUACUUGUUGUUAUUUAUAAAUAUAAUAAAUAUUUAGUAAUAA
This is a messenger RNA of Aethina tumida (small hive beetle), 479 nucleotides long. Its product is annotated as mitochondrial import inner membrane translocase subunit Tim9-like. The transcript is spliced from 3 exons. Lineage: Eukaryota; Metazoa; Arthropoda; Insecta; Coleoptera; Nitidulidae. The coding region runs from base 123 to 413 and encodes 96 amino acids. The record is from RefSeq and is a predicted model, not a curated record.